This is a messenger RNA of Opisthorchis viverrini, 1527 nucleotides long. RefSeq lists its product as hypothetical. NCBI's taxonomy places the organism in Eukaryota, Metazoa, Platyhelminthes, Trematoda, Opisthorchiida, Opisthorchiidae. The record is from RefSeq and is a predicted model, not a curated record. Gene Ontology annotation, molecular function: G protein-coupled receptor activity. Bases 1 to 1527 code for a protein of 508 amino acids. Gene Ontology annotation, biological process: G protein-coupled receptor signaling pathway. Gene Ontology annotation, cellular component: plasma membrane. The transcript has a single exon.
AUGAAGCUGCUUGAUCUUAGCAAGGAACAAUUACGGUUGCGUCUCAACUAUUCAGAGGAGGAUGCUGACUUGGUUCGCAGUUUUCUCCACUCCGAACUUGGCUGGACCAGCGAAGACAAUGUCGCCUUCAACUGUCAAGUAAUCUCGCUCAUAUUUUUAGUUGUUCCACCCAUGAUCUUCCUCAUUGGUACGGUCGGUAAUUUACUGUCCUUCUCAGUGCUUUGCCGACGAUCGAUGCUUUAUCAUCCAUCCUACAUGUACCUUGCUGUGUUGGCCUUGGUGGACGAAGGCGUAUUGUGCUUCGGCCUACUCCGACGCUGGACAGACCGGCUAGCUGGUCACCGAUUGGAAGAGAGACACUGGGUUUUGUGCAAACUCCUGAACUACACUGGAGUUACAACAAGUUGCUUAUCAGCUUGGAUAGUUGUGGCCGUCACAGUGGAGCGCGCCUUGGUCAUUAAGUUACCAUUGCAUUCCGCCCAGUCCGACCGAGCAAAGCGCUCCAGAGUGAUUUUGCUGUGUAUGACUUUGGCAGUUUUCCUGAUUGGUAGUCACUUUUUUGUGACGAUCGACCUCGUUGAUACUACUUCUAUCAUCAGAGAUGAUUAUUUCACGCCAAACAAUGCUUUCCUUAUGAAUGGAUCUGUGACAUUAGGUAAACUGACGGCAAAAGAGAUGAUUGCUGCCUAUCACGUACAGCCAGCACAAAUUUGCGACUUUCGUGAACCGUUUUCCACAAACGGAGUUAAGCGUGCAUGGGUGUCUAUUGAUGCUGCCAUUUAUAGUUAUAUCCCAUUUUUGCUGAUCACAGUAUUCAAUAUAAUAAUUCUGACUAGUCUUCGUACUGCGAACAAGAAUCGAUCUGCCCUACUAGUGAACUCAACUCACGCUGCUCCGGCAAGUGUUAACCCCAGAAAUACUCCGUCAGUUAUGCAUCAAGGAUGGAAAUCGCUCACAAAUUUCCGCUCGUUCCGUGAAAGGCCAGUUGCAGCACCACCAAGAAAAGUGUGCACCUUCUGUGCUCAGUCGUUCCCCAUUGAUAGGUUUCAUGUUCCUCGCGAUUCCAAUGAAAUCCAGCAGUGGUUGCCGGUAAAUUGCUGCGAAACCCAUAAGUCAGAUGUUCCUUCAAUGCUGAGGCAUGACAAUUGGAGAGCUUUGCCACCACAAAGGCCUGUCAACAUCACAUUCCUUCCAUAUCGUAUUAAUGGAAUAGCCGUCAAAACCGUUAACAUUACACGCAAACAUGGUUACAGUAUGGCAACAGAAAUGCGCCAACUUACCAUCUUGUUACUCUUGAUGUCCGCAACAUUUUUGGUGACCACCUCUCCGGUAGGUUUGGUCAAGGGAAUGAUAACGUGGAAUAGCAUGGCGUCGGUAGGACUAGAAUGGAUGGACUGCAUUGCUGAACUUCUGAUGUACACUAAUCACGCAGCCAACUUUUACCUAUAUAUUGCAGUCGGCUCGCGGUUCCGCAAAGAACUGAGGGGCCUUUUUGCCUGCAGACAACGCAAGAAACAGAGACAAUAA